AUGGUUUAUGAGUUCAUUCUCGACGAGACAUUGAUUUUAGGUAGCAGAAGAGCUUUACCAAUCUGGUAUAAACUGGAUGUUGUGAGUGCUGGAAAGAAUUUUACACAGAUCAGGAAGGCAAUUACGGCGGGAUUUUUCUUCCAUGAUGCUAGAAAGGACCCUCAGGAGGGGUAUAGAACCUUAGUGGAGAACCAGCCAGUUUAUAUCCAUCCAAGCAGUGCGCUCUUCCAGAGACAACCAGAUUGGAUCAUCUACCAUGAGUUGGUUAUGACUACGAAGGAGUAUAUGCGUGAGGUAACCGUCAUUGAUCCCAAAUGGCUUGUGGAACUAGCACCCAGAUACCGUCGCUAUAUGACAGAUACCAUGAACCAAACUCUUGGCGUAUCCAUUUUGGGGUCGAAGAAGAAAUCACAGCUCUAG
This is a messenger RNA of Rosa chinensis, 420 nucleotides long. RefSeq names its product probable pre-mRNA-splicing factor ATP-dependent RNA helicase DEAH5. The record is from RefSeq and is a predicted model, not a curated record. The transcript is spliced from 3 exons. Bases 1 to 420 code for a protein of 139 amino acids. Lineage: Eukaryota; Viridiplantae; Streptophyta; Magnoliopsida; Rosales; Rosaceae.